CAACAUUUUUUGAUCUUUUUCCUUUUCAUAGAAUACCCCUCGCUCCUUUUUAUUCUUUACACACGAAUGUUUCGACCUGCACGAUCAUAUCGGUCUUGGGUUGCCGGUUGUACUGCCGUAGUCGGUUUCUUAUUGUUAACACAUAUACUGCUACUACGACCGACACCCAACAAUACGUCUAGCGUCAGCUGGCAAUCCUGGCUACGAAGACCGCGCGCGAAGCCAUGGACCCUUAGUCGCGACCCCAGUACUAGUAUCAGCAGCAGCAGCAGUAAAUCCUUACCACUAUCAGAGAAGUUCUUGACGUUUCUCCCGCAUUCCGGCCUUCACAAUCAACGUAUUGCUCUCAUCAACGCAGCUAUUCUCGCCCAUGCACUUAACCGCACACUACUAAUGCCAGAGCUUAAUCUCGGCAAAGCUACGUUUUGGCGACCGUCGGGCGAUUUGGCCGAGAAACUUGCGCGUUGUCCCGGCAACAAUUUGAAAACAGAGAGUUGCUAUGACUAUCGUGACUAUGUACCCGUACCAGUCGACGAGAUCUUUGACUUGACACCGCUCCACGAGCUGGGUAUCCGAACGAUGCAACGGCACGACAUGAGCCAGGACUACUUUUUACGCUACUGGGGCAUCGACGAAAACAACGCCGACGAGAUGAUGUACAUACUUGACGACACUACACGAUACUCAUAUCAGAUUCACGACGAGCUAGUAGUGCCCAACGCCACCUUGAAGCAGUUCCAGACACGAGUGGACAUACAAGACCUCGCUAAAAGACAAGAGCCGUUCAUCUUGUUUGGCUCGCUGUUUGGGUCGCAACGAUUGGCACUCACUCGGUCCGACCUGCUCAACAUGCGCGAAUAUCUACGUCAACAAGUCGGCGUAAAACAUCCGGCCGUGCUUCACGAGGCGAAUGAAAUUGUUGACCGCCUCGGCGGGCCCAACAAUUAUUUAAGCGUGCAUCUGCGACAAGGCGACGGUCGAUUUAAAAAGGAAGCCAAAAAGACGACUGACCAGAUCCGCCGCGCCCUCAAAAAAUGUGCACAAUCACACAACAAUGACGGAAGCGAUGGGGAAGACGAAGACGACGAAGAAACCAACUUGGCAGAGUUGCAGCAGCAUAUUGACGAUCGCCCCUUGCUCCUCAAGGCGUGCGUUGCUGCGCAAGGAAAACAGCGGCACCCGAGCCUACGACUCAUUUACAUGGCUACUGACACAAAAUCUCCACGCGAAAAGUUCGCCGAUCUCUAUGACGAGUUUGUAUGUCUAUUUACGCUUAAUGAUUUUCCAGACGUCGUACAGGCUAUCCGUGACACAAUAUCCGACGAAGACCCCUAUUUACGGGACGGAAAACGCUUACUGCCGCUGGUCGAUGGCGAAGUUGCUGCAAAUGCUGAUCAUUUUGUCCCAACGCCGAAAAGUACUUUCUCAGGAUAUAUCCGCCAACGAAACGCCUUAUUUCAUGAGUUGAUUUAACCUUCUACAGUUUCAUGGCGUCUGUGAGAAGCUACAAUCACUAUCACCUUCAUUACACUGUAUAUCAUAUGACUCAAUACAUUCUAUUAAGACAAUACAUUUCAUUUGCAC
Messenger RNA from Zychaea mexicana, 1584 nucleotides. RefSeq lists its product as uncharacterized. The record is from RefSeq and is a predicted model, not a curated record. The transcript is spliced from 2 exons. Bases 67 to 1473 code for a protein of 468 amino acids. Lineage: Eukaryota; Fungi; Mucoromycota; Mucoromycetes; Mucorales; Lichtheimiaceae.